Messenger RNA from Brassica napus (rape), 1369 nucleotides. RefSeq names its product N-acylphosphatidylethanolamine synthase-like. Gene Ontology annotation, biological process: phospholipid metabolic process. The record is from RefSeq and is a predicted model, not a curated record. The coding region runs from base 542 to 1174 and encodes 210 amino acids. NCBI's taxonomy places the organism in Eukaryota, Viridiplantae, Streptophyta, Magnoliopsida, Brassicales, Brassicaceae. The transcript is spliced from 5 exons.
CUUCGGACAGUGCCCUCCCCAAAGCAAGUCUUCUUCGAUCUGUCUCUUAGACCAAUCGUGUGGUCUCUUGUUACUAAUCGUAAGUUUUCUUCCUUUUUAAAACUUUUUUGUAUCGAUCUAGAUCUUGUUAGGAGGAGUUAUCUAAAGAGAAUGUGGGCGUAGUAGGUAUCCGGUUUACACAUCCUCAGGAAUCAGAACUAGCUCUAUAUGCAAGUAGCUCCUCAAGUUCUUAGUUUCGAUGUGUUAAGCUUCUUGUUAUGAUCUGUAGAAAAGUGCUUUUGUUUGUUUGUUUGGAAGAGGCAUCAAUGGGGAGGAUAAUGGAAUGGGCAGCAAGGUCUAAUCACUUGGGAGGCGUUCCAAGGAAAGCUGUGAUAACAGCUGUUGGUGCGUUUGCGAGAGCAGUAGCUAAUCUUUGCAACAAAACCACAGUACACAGUGCAGAUACUCUUAUGACUCUUGUCCGCUCACGUCCACCUGGUGUUCCCCUCAUCACUGUUAGUAAUCACAUGUCGACGUUAGUUCAAAUUUAGAUGAUCCAGUAAUGUGGGGAGGGUUCAAGGGUCUUCUUUCCUUAGAUCCAGAGCUGGCUCGAUGGGUUCUUGCUGCAGAGGACAUUUGUUUCAAGAACCCUGUCUUCUCCUACAUCUUCCGCACUGGCAAGUGUAUACCUAUAACUAGAGGUGGUGGAAUCUACCAAGAACACAUGAGUGAAGCUCUCGAGCGAUUAAAAGAUGGAUCUUGGUUGCAUACCUUCCCAGAGGGCAAGGUGUUUCAAGAAGAUGUGCCUAUAAGACGACUUAAAUGGGGAACCGCAAGCCUCAUCGCCCGUUGCCCAGUCACCCCAAUCGUCUUGCCAAUAAUUCACCGUGGUUUUGACGAGAUGAUGCCGGAGAAGUACAUUUAUGGAAGAAGACCACCGUUACCGCUGUGGAACAAAAACCUUAAAGUAGUUGUUGGUGAACCAAUCGAGUUUGAUGUUCCUAUGAUGGUUGAGACCGCUGUCUCUGCAUCCUCCGGUCAUGUAACAGCUUCUCUUCAAGAAGCGAAAUGGCCUGUACUCUCUUCUGCUGGCCGAAAGCUAGACGAGACUGCUCAAAGAUACCUCUACACAGCACUUUCAGAGAAGAUUCAAUCCUCGUUGGAAACACUGAGACUCUUAGCCAAGCGGUUGUGACUUCCGCUUGAAGCUCCCGGUUUGGUUUAGAUACGCAAUGGACCAAUUGGUAACCAAUUAUUUCCUUUAUUUAAUUUUUUUUUUGUAGCUGAGAUAUAUCUUACAUUCUACACAUUGUAAUAAGGAUGAAAAAUGUAAACAAACUUAAAUUUAAAUAACUCGCAUCUUCAAAUAUAUUAUAUGUUUUUUAAAACA